GGGAAAUCCCACUGAAUCCCACGAAAUGGUUGAAAAGAUUCGUAUUUAAUAGAUAAACGAAUUUUAGAAAAUUAGAUUUUUAGUAUCAGUUGCCCCGAGAUAGUGUCUUCAUCUCUUCAAAAGUUCUAACUUUGUCAGGUUUUGAAGCAGCGGGCUUAUAUUUCUUUGUGUUUUCCGUACCAAAAGAUUGAAAAAAGUAUACCUAUUAAGAUGGAAUUUAUGUUUAGCAAUUAUAUCAGACAACAUAUGUAUUCUGCUAUGGAAGAGUAUGACACAGACAAGGAUUAUUUAGCCAAUGUGGCUAUGACAGCUUUUAAUCUGACAACACAGGAGCUAUCUGAUGUCACGAAAAAUACCCCUCAAUCUGAAUAUUAUCGUGAAGAAGGGAAUAAUUCAUACAAGGGUGGUUAUUUUCAGAAAGCUCUUAUAUUUUACAAUAAAGCAUUAGUGUGUGCUCCAAAUAUGUCAUUGUCUCUCAAGUUAGCUUACAGCAAUAGAUCUGCUGUGUUGUUUACUGCUAAACAGUACCAAGCUUGUGAAAAGGACUGUGACACAGCACUUGCUAUAGAUUGUGAGACACCAAGUAGUCUUACUGAAAAAUUGAAAAAACGAAGAUUGCAGGCAAAGCAAAGUCAACAUUUUAAGAACUUGACAGAAAUUAAUCAGAAAGAGAAAGCGCUUUUUCGGGAAUAUGCUCAUGAAUAUUUUAAAUUGAAGAGUCGCCACGAUGAUAUACCUUGUGCCUGUGCUGAUAUUGACAUUGUUUUUGAGUCUGGGUUCCCUAAAGUGAUUGCAAAACGAGAUAUCCCGAUUGGAACAUUGGUGGCAAAUGAAAAGGCCUUUGCAUGCUGGCCGGGUGUCGAAGAUGAUGAAUAUUUUUCUUGCUACUAUUGCCGGAAACUUGAUCUGAACUUGUUCCCUUGUACUGGUUGCGUUUUUGCUUUAUUUUGCAGUAACCAAUGCAAAGAAAUGUGUAUGAAAGAAUAUCAUUCUGUUGAAUGUAAAAUUAUUGCAAGUGUGUCUCCAUUGACAUCUGUGUACAAGAAAUGGAUACUGUCUGCCAUAAUAAAACUACGAAAUACGUGUUCUUCUUGGGAGGAACUAAUAACACUUUCUCACAAGUUAUGUAAAGGAGACGAUACGUUUAAAAUAAACGAAAUCUAUGAUAGCAAUAAACAUCUUCAUUGUUAAAUUUUAAGAAAGAUCGUCAUUUUCUACAUGGAGCAGUGUUCAACAACAGUUUUCAAUGUUCUUUAAUUUUGCAUGCUUUACAAAAAUUACCGUCAUUUCUGCCCCAAGAUUGGGAAAGUAAACUAUCCUCAUUGAAGGCAAUAGCAAGAAUAAUUAUGUAUUGGAGUUUAUAUUGGAAACCUUUAAAUUUGUGUCGUGUUACAAAAGUGGUUAAGGAUGACGCAAUAUCUCACCACGUCACAAAUUACUUAGGUGUGUUUGCGUUUAUAGGCAAAUUAAAACAUUCCUGUGUGCCUAAUCUUCAAGGAGUUGCCAUCAACGAUGCAAUGGCACUAUUCGCCAUGGAACAUAUUGAAGCCGGAACAGAACUGACCAUUACGCGUGUCACUCACUGGUUGGACACGGAUUACGUUAUCAGUCCAAAUAUGAGAAUUCGGUACAUUUACGAAAUGUUGCAUUCAACUUGCUUGUGCCUUGUGUGCAGCAAGAGCCCUGAAGAAAGGUCAAGGUUUAUGAAAGAGAAAUUAUCUAGCUCUCAAAAGCAAGCAGCUCUAGAAUGUUGGCACUUAGAACAGUGCAGAAGAUUUAAUAUUCCUCCUAAAAAAUGCAUCAAUGAAUUGUAUAAAACUUUAGCAUUGUUAAACAAUGUAAAGUUUUCACCCGAAUAUAAAAAGGUGUAUGCAAAUUUGGUGAAUUUCCAAAUGUAUUUGUCCUUUAACAAAUUGGGUAAUAUUAUACUUUCUAAGGAUUGCUAAAUACGUUUCAUUAAAAUGUCAAUAAGUGCCUUGUUAGCAAGUAUCAAUAUAUCGUAUUGUAAAUUCUACCUAUAUUGAUUAUUUCAGUAAAUUUUAAUUAAAGUAAAUAAAAAAAUGCCGAUGAAGAAAAUAAUAGGAACUUACUUAUUGUAGGUUAUAUAGCCAGAGCGUAGCCAGGAAUGUCGAGAUUGUAUAAAGGGAGGAUUCAGACAGAAAAUAUUGUUUUUUCUACAACAAUAAAACUAAGCUACCCUUGUUGUUUUAAGUGAUUUUUUAAGAGUAAAAAAGAAAGAAAACAUUUAUUUGCCAAAAACGUGAGUACAAAUAGUCAAAAUGAAUUAGACCUACACGUUUUACCGAAUAUAGGUAUGCAAAUAUAAAUAAAUAAAGAGGAGCAUGCUAUCCACUACCAAUCCAAAACAAAAAAGAAUUAUAAUGUACUUAUACUAGCCCUAAAUUCUAUCCGAGUCUAUCAUUAAAGAAAUCAUUUAAAGUAUAAUAAUAUUUAUCAGUUAAUAAAGACUUGAGGUGCUUUUUAAAUAGAUUUAAAUUUAAAGCUUUUAUAUUGAUUUGGAAUUUUGUUGUAAAUUUUCGGUGCCAUACAUACUAUGCUAUUACCAAGUAAAGCAGUUUUUGAUGGGUGCAUGCAUAAUCGAUAGAUAUCUCGAUGAUUCCUCAAUAGUAGGAAAUAAUGUAAUAAAAUGUAAAAAAUAUGUUGGGAGAUCACAUCCCGUACCUAAGUUCACAAGCUAGCCUUCAAACUUGUUAGGUAGGGUAAGCGACGCAAGCUAUCUAUAAAGCUCAUCAUACUUAAUUAUAGUUUACCUGCGAACUGCGAACGACCCCUCUUUUAAGGGGGGCUGACCCUACCUGCUCGUAAAAAAUACUGGGUGAAUUACACAAGCUUUUGAACACGGCGCGGCGUCUAGCGUUUCAUUUUUUUAUUAGCUGUUUGAGUCCCACUGCUGGGCAAAAGCCUCCCCUAACUUCCACGCAUUCCUCCUAUCCUUUUUUCCUUUCCUAGCGUUUAAUUAAGUAGUGUCCGAUUUUUUUAAAAUAAAGAAUCUUUUUUUUUUAAAUUAAACAUAAAAUUAACAUUGUACCAGUACUUUAUUUAUUUAUAAAUUAGGAUACCUAAUUAAAUUGAGUAAUGUAUAUGGUACAAUUUAAUGAACAGCCCGAACAGCCUGACAGCCCGCGGCGGAAUUCAUAACGCUCGUGAAAUUCACCCGGCUGUUGUUAAUGCAAACUUAUAGUUGAGAGUAGAAACUAUUUUGUUGUGUAGUACUUAUACGUACACCCUAGAGAAUAAGAAAGCUAUUGUUAAAUUUGGAAAAAUCUGUUGGAUUAAAGUAGUUUUAUUAUAAUUGCGUAUUAUUAUAUCGUAAAAAUUAAAAAUAAAUGUUUUGUAAAAUAUUUUGUUGUUUUUUUUUUUUAAUUAAUAGUUACCGUGAAUACCUAUAGUUUACUUUUAUUGGCUAAUUUUGAGACAACAUUGCAAGCUUUGACAUGCUUUCCUCUCAAACUUUGCUGCUGUUAGUGCGGGUUUGCGUUUCACUUCUCACCAUCGAAUCGAUUCGAAGUGAGCGUGAACACCGUUGUCCUUGAAAUGAGAGGUUUAGUAUUAUUUCAGGUAUUUCUUUUUAUGGUCUCACAACUAGGGAUGCCGACCAACCGCGUGAUGUGGAGACGACGAAAAAAUGGGAAAGUGGACCCUGGGCUCUGACGCCCGUGAGCGAUAACAUCAUUUUUUGCUAACAAAUCCAAAAUAGUUCCCCAAAGUGUAAUGCAACACCCACUAUGCUCCACGUUAUCACCUGUUUGAGAGAUCACGGUAGAGCGGCGCGGCGGCGGCGGUUUUCAUAUCUUUCUAACUUUAUUUGUAUUAUAUGUAGAAACUCUCUUUAAGAAAAACAAACCGAUUUCCCUACAUAUUAAUUUACUAUUUGCUGAUAUCAUUUGUUGCAUAAUAUUCCGUGUUUGCCAAAGACAUGUCCUAGUCUUUACCCUGCCAUAGGUGUUUCGGGUGUUUCCGAAUUUAAAUACGUACCUACUUAAGGUUGGUAGGAACUUCCGGUUCUUCAUAAGAUUUUCAAGAUUGCUUGAUUCGAUCCGGAUUCGAUUCUAUUUCUGUCACUGUCAUGCUGUUUAAUUUGAAACAAAACAGCAGCCUCUCGAGCUCAGCUCAGCCCUUAGAGCCUAGGUACAUGUUACAAUGUAAAUACUUAAUUUCGCACUUUCUUUGCAGUUUACAUCAUUGCAGGUUUGAAAUUAUUAAUUUCUAAAAUAAGCAAUCGUAUCUUAACGUAACAUAAACUUUUAAGUGCACAGCACCGAAAAGGAAGAGAACGCGAAAUCCUUUCUUGGAAUCAUAUCAAUAUGAGCAACUACUUUGAAGACCAUGAAGAACUCUCUCAAGACGUUCUUGAUGCUAUGGAAGGUGACCAAGACAGUGUAGAUUACUUUGCCAAUGUCGCUAUGGCUGCUCUGCAUGUAGUGAAUGAGGCAGAAUUUAAAGAAGUGGGGAAAAACAAAUCUAUGUCUGAUAGUUAUCGUGAACAAGGGAACCGGGCAUACAACAGUGGUUACCUACAGAAAUCUCUUAUAUUGUACAACAGAGCGUUGGCAUAUGCUCCGAUUGGUUCAUUAGCUCUUAAACUUGCUUACGGUAACAGAUCAGCAGUGUUGUUUUCUGCUGAGCUCUAUAGAGCAUGUGAAAAGGACUGUAGUACAGCAUUGGGAAUAGACUGCCCAACACCUAGGAAUAUUAUUGAAAAAGUUAGAAGAAGAAAGUUCCAAUCCCUUGCUGAGAUGAGAAAAGGAGACCGGCUUGCUCAACAUAAUGCGAAAAUUAGGAGAUGUGCUGAUGAAUAUUACAAACUGAAAAAUAGUAACAGCAGCGUACCAUGUGCCAGCGAUGACAUUGACAUUAUCAUUGAGUCUGGAAUGCCAAAAGUGAUCGCAAAAAGAGAUAUUGGUCCUGGUACAGUGGUGGCGGUUGAAAAGUCUUUUGUUAGCUGGGCGCCUUCCGACUAUGACCAGUACUUCAGUUGCUAUUACUGCCGCAAACUUGAUCUCAAUCUGUUCCCGUGCAUUGGCUGUGUGGCAGCUUUGUUUUGUAGCAAAGAAUGUGAGGAGACUUGCUUGGCAGAGUAUCACUCAAUUGAAUGCCAAAUCAUAGGAAACCUUUUGCAAAUAGAUAAUGAUGAAAGAUGGCUGGUAACACCUAUGAUCAAAUUGAGAAACUUGUGUGCCUCUUGGGAAGAUUUCGUAGAUUUGUCAUAUGACUUUGGAAAGGAUCGAAUGAGAAAAGAUACGGUUAACGAAAUCUUUGAUGGCAAUAAUCCCAAAUCAUUGUUGAGUUUCAAUAAUGAUCGCCAUUUUAAGCAUGGCACAACAUUUCAGAAGAGUUACUUGUGUGCAUUGUUUUUGAAGAAUUUAUUGCGUUUGAAAACAUAUUUCCCUCAGGAUGAGACAGGCAAAUCAUCAGCCAUGAAAGCCUUUGCGAGAAUCAUGAUGCAUUUGAGUGUAUAUGGUCGCACCACACCGCUGAUUCUCAUAACGGAUGUGAAUGAUAGUGAUUCAGUUGGUGCGCACACAAAUGGACACAGAGGACUGUUCCCGUUUAUAGGAAAACUGAAACAUUGCUGUGUGCCAAACCUUCAAAAAGUUACUAUUAACAAUACUAUGGCAUUGCUAAGCGUGAAAAGUAUUAAAGCUGGUACAGAAUUGACAGUUACACAUGUAUUCCACUGGCUAGAGAAUGAGCUAACGAAAAACGAAAGAAAAAUGAACAUGUAUCUUGAAUGUCAUAUGAUUUGUUCAUGUUUCGUGUGCACCGCUAGCCCUAAGGAAUGGAAAAAGAUGAAUAGACAGGCGAAAAUAUCGGAUGAUCUCAAGAAAGCUGUAGUCAAGAGUUUGAAUGUGGAGUUGAGCAUUGUUCUGGGGACCCCCGUGAAAACAUGCUUCGAACAGAUGUAUAAACUUAUGUCCGAUUUGCAAGAUGUGCCGUUUUCGGACGAAUAUGAAGUAGUGUAUAAGAGGCUUGGAUGCCUUCACGCAUAUGUGCUCAAUAAAAAGUUAAAUAACAUGGUUUUGGCGGAGGAUAUGUAAAAUGUAUUUUUUUUUUCAUUUUGUUAUUAUGGUAUUGAAAUAAGAAGUUUCAAGAGUGGAAAUGUGAAUGCAUAAUGAUGCAUUCACUCUUGAAUUCGAUUUUUGUUUCAUUAAGUUACUUUACAGUUAAGUUUUGUUGGAAUUGGAAAUUAAUGUUAAGCGAAAUGUGAUAACGAAUUUAAUAAGUCUGCGGUGAUAACACAUUGUUGUUGUAAAGUUCUUGGAACUUUUUUGUUUCUAAUUUCUAUUUUAAGGUUUUUUGUUUUUUUCAUUUAAAUGUAUGAUUUUUUGUAAUGUUAAAUCUGAAGGAUAACAGAGUGGACCAAGAAUCUCCUUAAGUAUUAAAAUAUAUUUUGCAUUAA
Messenger RNA from Plodia interpunctella (Indianmeal moth), 6421 nucleotides. Its product is annotated as SET and MYND domain-containing protein 4-like. Gene Ontology annotation, molecular function: histone deacetylase binding. The record is from RefSeq and is a predicted model, not a curated record. Lineage: Eukaryota; Metazoa; Arthropoda; Insecta; Lepidoptera; Pyralidae. The transcript is spliced from 8 exons. Gene Ontology annotation, cellular component: nucleus; cytoplasm. Bases 4326 to 6059 code for a protein of 577 amino acids.